Molecule: messenger RNA, 1481 nt
Organism: Episyrphus balteatus (marmalade hoverfly)
Lineage: Eukaryota; Metazoa; Arthropoda; Insecta; Diptera; Syrphidae
Product: putative nuclease HARBI1
Exons: 5
Coding region: 233-1435 (400 amino acids)
Source: RefSeq, a predicted model, not a curated record
UAAUUGACAUGUCAAAAUAUUUUGGUUCGCUGGUUUCUGCGCGGUGUUUUUUAAAACGAUUUUAUUCCAAUUUUGCAAGAAUUAUUUCCUUUCUAUCGUAAAUAAAUGAGCUUUCUUUUCAAAUAAUAAUUGUUGAAUUCCUUGAGUGAAAGAAUCGCAAUAUUUUGUUUGUUGUUUCCAACAUUUCAGUGAAUAAAAAUAGGUGUGUUCAACUUCAACAGAUAUUCAAAAAAUGGAUCCGGACAUUAUUAAAUGUUUCGAAUCCUCAUCCUCAUCUUCGUCAACAUCCGAUGAUGAAGAUAUCCUAUUUCUACUUGGUACGGACACUGAAUUUUUUAAACAUUACAACAUUUCUUUGAAUGAUGACGAACACUCGGAAAUUAAUUACAUUGAAGAUGUUGUUGUAAAUUUUACAGACGAUGAGUUCCUUCAACAUUUUAGAGUUUCGCGAAAAACGGCAAAAGGAAUUACUCAGAAGUUUGCCGCUUCUAGGCACUUCAAGAAAAGAUCGAAAAGCUCAAGAAAAAAACCAAUUAGUGCUCAGCUUCAUUGUUUAUCGUUUUUAUGGUAUGCUGGAAACAAAAAAUCCUACAGAGAAGUCUCAAAUCUCUUCAAAAUGUCACCAUCAACAGCAUAUAGAUGUCAGACGGCAUUUUUGGAGUUUUUGGUUGACAUUUCAUCUCAAUAUAUAAAAAUGCCUUCAACAAAUGUUGAAAAAAGUAAAAAUUGUCGAGGCUUUACAAAGGUCGCAGGGCUAGAUUAUGUUUUAGGAUGUAUUGACGAAUGUAAGAUACAACUCCGAACUCAAACACAUCCUUCAAUAUUACUUAACCGUCAAGGACCAUCUUCAAUAACAUUGCAAGCUAUAUGCGAUGCUGAUACAAGAUUUUUAAAUGUUUUCGUUGAAACUACUGGCAAGACUCAUGAGUCUGGUAUUUUCAAAACUUCGUAUAUGGUAAAAGAUUUUCCAAAAGUUUGUGGGAGUAGGUAUCACAUUCUAGGCUAUGCUGGAUACCCAUUAAGGGAGUAUUUACUAACUCCAUAUCCGGAUAAUGCCGAUUUAACGCCAAAACAAAAAAUAUUUAACAAAAAGCAUUGCCAGACAAUGGUGAAAAUUGACAAUUGUUUUCAACUGCUAAAGCAGAGGUUCAGGCAGUUAACGGGGUUGGACUGUUUUCCUAGCAUGCGUAUAUCUAAAUUUGUGCUGGCAUGCUGUGUACUGCAUAAUUUAUGUAUUGAAGAAGGUGAUCUAUGGGUGGAUAUCUACGAUUCUUAUAAUGAUACUGAUCCAGAAGAAGAGAUACUAAAAAAUAUAAUAGUUGUUGCAGAAGAAACGGACGAAGAAGUUACUGAAAGAAAAGAAGAGAGUACGUUAGAAAAUAUAUUGCUCCACAAAGGACACGUCAAAAGAAAUGCCAUUGCAGAAUCAAUAUAAAUAAAAUUUUUAAAAUAAGUUCAAAUAAAGUUAAUUAAUGCAAAAA